AUGUCGGCUCCUUCUCGGAUGGAGGAUGCUGAGGAGCAGCACGCCCGCCGGGCGUCGGAUGGUGAGGCGCACCAAGGAUCCACCGAUGCUGAGCACCACGCCCGCCCGCUCGAGGUGCAAGAGGUUGUCGAGAAGCUCAACACGGUCCCCGCCUUCAAGGUUGUGGACGACGAGACCGGAGACAUCGUGCCCACACCGGGCAAGGGCGGCGAGGCCUGCUUGUGCUGGUACGCCGACCCUCACGACGCCCGCGUCGCGCUGGCAAUCGUGGCGGCGAGGGAGCCGGGCCGCCAGCUCAGCCUCGGGACGACGCCGCUCGGCACCGCGCUCGCGAUGAGCGAGGGCUGGGGCACCGGGCUGCCUUCGAUGCCGCUCCGGCUGCAGGCCUCGAGCGCGGUGCUGCGCUCCGUGCGGGACGUGCUCAGCCCGCUGCCGGAGCGGGCGGCCGCGGCGCUCAACGCUCGCACGAGCGCUUUCCCCGUCUUUUUGAUGGAGGAGCUCCAGUCGCCUUCCGUCGCGCCCGUCUUUUUCCGGCGCGAGGACCUCGCCUCGUGCUGGCGCAUCUCCGGCCGCGCACCCGAGGCGCUGCCCGACUCGCUCACGCUCUACGACCUGCGCGUGCUUGUGCUGAAGAUGAUGAGCACCGGCGCGGACUGGCGCAGCCUCAUGUUUGUCGCGCCGGGGUCGUCGCUGCAGCAGAUCGACGCCGCCUCGCAGCACGGCGCGGUCCGCGACCUGGAGCGGCAAGCCGCCGUGGCGAGGGGAGACGAGCCGCCGCCGCUCGAGGAGGCCGCCGCCAUCGCCUAG
Emiliania huxleyi CCMP1516 is the source of this 807-nucleotide messenger RNA. RefSeq lists its product as hypothetical. Lineage: Eukaryota; Haptophyta; Isochrysidales; Noelaerhabdaceae. Bases 1 to 807 code for a protein of 268 amino acids. The record is from RefSeq and is a predicted model, not a curated record. The transcript has a single exon.